CCUCUCCCCCUCCACAACCUUCCCCCACCCUGGAGGCCGGGCUGGACACGACCCAGAGCUGCCACCGCCCGCUUCUGCCACUCCAUGGAGGACAGUCUGCUGGAGAUGAUGACCAAGGACGGCGGCGACAUGCCGGCGCCUCUAGAGGUGUCCACGGUGCCAGCCGUGGGGGACGUGCUCUCUGGGGAGUAUAACGGUGGCAUGAAGGAGCUCAUGGAGCACCUCAAGGCCCAGCUGCAGGCCCUGUUUGAGGACGUGAGGGCCAUGAGAGGGGCGCUGGACGAGCAGGCCUCGCACAUCCAGGUUCUGUCGGACGACGUGAGCGCCAACCAGCGGGCCAUAGUCUCCAUGUGCCAGAUUAUGACCACCGCGCCCCGCCAGGGAGGUCUGGGCGUGGCCGCCGGCAAGGGGAGCUCCCCGAGUGCUCCCCACGAGCCGGAGUCACCUUCGCCCGGGAUCGGGGACGGCGGCUUGCUGGGUCGCGUUCCCAAUGAGGAGGACGAGGACGACGAGGACGACGAGGAGGAGAAAGGGUUGCCCAGCCCCGCCACACCCACCAGCCGCCGCGAGCGCGCUGGGAGUCCCUGCGCAGAUCUCCUUGGGGAGGAUGGGCCACUUGUGGAGCCCCUCGACCUGCCUGACAUUACCCUGCUGCAGCUGGAGGGCGAGGCCUCUCUGUGAGGGGGACCCCGCCGGGGCACCGGCUACCCGGGCUGGCUUUGGGUUUCCGAGCGCUUGACGUGGCGGGACUGAGCAGUGCGGCGCCCUGUUCUUCACUCCGAACGAGGUCCUUGUAGGUCAGGGAGAGAGACUCCCUCGCAGAAGGAUCUGUGGGUGAAGGACUUUGGAAGCCUCGCGAAUGCCACCCAACCAUGCAUCAUAACAAACUGCAGAAAGGUGAGGUUCCCUGACAGGAAGUGCCCAUCUCUGGACUCCCAGCCAUCCCUCUACCUUGCCCCUUUCCCUCUUCCCAGGAAACAGGAGGACCAUCGAAUUAUGUAAAUAAACUUCUGCCUUUUCUAUUCUGUAAAAGGACUCACCUAGGACUUUGGCAAAUAAUCUCUAUUUACCUAGAAAUUAAGGUUUCGGGGUAUUCUGUUCUGGCAACAGGAAAUUUACCCUUUUGCUGAAAUCCCAAGAUAAUACAGCGCUCUGCGGAAGCCUCUCUCCCUCACAGAUCUUUGCGGCUGCUGAUUUACGGUAAAGGAAGCUUGGGGGAUCCGCAGCCCUAAGGAAUCUGGGUGCGUGGGGUUCCCAGGGCCCCCCAGGCUGGGAGGAGCUGGCUAUGAGCGUGCAUGAAGACCCGGUAGCUCAAGCUCUGGCAUUUUCAUGCAGAGCGGACCCUGCCCUGUCACCGACUUCCUCCGGGACUGCUUUUCCAGUCACCUGGGCCUGGAGAACUGUGCGCCCAGUUCACAGGCUGAGACCUGGGGCUGCUCAGCAACAGCCCAGAUUUAGGGGACUUUGAAGAACUCUUGAGGGGAGGGACGGGGAGGGCCAAAACCACAGAAAACCCUGUCUCUUCUGGCUCUACCGGCUUAACCUCAGCUCCUUUUUCUGUCGGUGUGUCACUGCCCUCUGCUUUUCGGUGUCGCCUCCACCGCGUCUUGUGUUACCUGUGUCCACUUGUGCAGUAGUGUGUGAGCCCUCAGGGGCAGGGCUUGUGGCUCUAGUAUUAGGUUCAAGGGGCUUCAGCUGUGAGCCCCAGGCUCUCCUGGCGCUCUCUCCCUUCCCUUUCCCCCUUCGCCCCACUCCUCAAUCAGGGCAUGGAGCAUG
Molecule: messenger RNA, 1776 nt
Organism: Meriones unguiculatus (Mongolian gerbil)
Lineage: Eukaryota; Metazoa; Chordata; Mammalia; Rodentia; Muridae
Gene: Ccdc184
Product: coiled-coil domain containing 184
Exons: 1
Coding region: 85-681 (198 amino acids)
Cellular component (GO): cytoplasm
Source: RefSeq, a predicted model, not a curated record